Pocillopora meandrina is the source of this 18225-nucleotide messenger RNA. The record is from the annotation of a GenBank genome assembly. NCBI's taxonomy places the organism in Eukaryota, Metazoa, Cnidaria, Anthozoa, Scleractinia, Pocilloporidae.
AAGAUGGCGGCCUUCAGACAUUUCAGGUCCAAAAAUAUCUUCUUGUCAGGUCUGGUAUUUUUUACUGAAAAUAAUUAUUUUGUAAUAUAUUGAUAUCUUUUGAAGUAUCUAGUCAGCGGGUUCGAUUUUAGAAGAAAAUCUCUCAUCGCGUUGUUUUUACCCCAGGUUUAUGCAAGUCCUUGUAUGGAUCGAUAACGCAUCGCGGCAAAAUUGCCCGCCCCUUUUUUCUUCAAACUCAGAUCACAUGCUGAUAUGAUGCAAAAUGUUGAAAAUGGCACCUGCCAUGUUUUUCUUUGUGUAAAGUGCACAGCAUUUUAAUCAGGAUUGCUACUAGUACAGUGUGGAGUUUAACUCUUUUACUUGUAAGAGUGACUAGCAUCUAAUUUCUCCUUACGAUAUCAACCCAGAAUCAACCGUUAAGGUGCCAAGAAUAAAGGAAAUGAUCACUAAUAAAGAAACUCUUGAUAGUAAGACAGGUUCUCCUUGUCGGCACCAUGAGAAAUAUGUAGAAACAGUGUGGAGAAUAUACAUACUGAUGUUAGGGUGUAAAUGAUUAAGUGUUAUGCAAGUUCUUUUUGUGAUGAAAUCUUUCUGAGAAAGAAUAAUAGCUGUCCAGCCUGUCAAAAGAAUCAGUGAAUCAACUAGAGGGCAUUUUUGUCUCUUCUAGAUCCUUCAAGACAGGUGAUCAAGAAAGGAAAGUGUGGUCAGAUUUUCUUAGGAAACAAAGCUGUUAAGGUAACAAGCUUCAAUCAAGCUUCCUUGCUGUGUAGAACUGUCAACAAAAACUUUCACCAUAACUGAAGUCAACUUUUCUUGUCAGUAAAGACCUUUGGUGUUUUAUAUAACAUACAAAAUCACACAUGGUUGUUUGUAAGUGUGGAAUUUUGCAUGUAACUCAAAGAAAAAUUUGAUAUUUACACAGGGAGUGCUGAACAGGUACUUGAGUGAAUCUGCCACCAAUGAAAAACCAACUGACCAUGAGGAUGCAGCAGAACUGCCAGAGAGUGAGUCCAGUGGUAAAAGAUCAGUUGUUGAUCUUGGAGACCUUCAUCCUGUAAGUGCAAAGUUGUAUGUAAUAACCCUACAGAUAACUUAAAAUUGCACCAGAGAGAAGAUGAACAGAUGAAACACUUCCAUGUGAUUGAUUGUGUUAGACAGGGUAGCCUAUUGUUCACCACAUAAGACUCUGGUUUUAGAGAUGUGAUAUUCAUGGGCAAGACAAUUUUCCUGGCACAGUGACUCAGUUUCCACCCCAGGAAUAUAAAUAGUUACAGAUGAACUGUUAGGUAAUCCUGAUGUAAUUCUUUGGGAUGACCUGCAAUGGAUUAGCAUUCCAUCUAGAGGGAGUAGCAGCACUCCUAGUUGCUUAACCCCAUGCACUCUAACAUCAGUUUGCAUAUUCUCAUUACUUUCCUCCAUAAAGCUAUUUGAUAUUAACAAGGAGAAUUUGUUUGACAAUCAAGAGCUUCAUUAGUUGGCGAUCAUUUCCUUUAUUCUCAUGACAUCAAUAUUUGUUUCAUUGGUGAUAAAGUUUGGAGAAAUUAGAUGUCAGUCACCCUCUGGUGUUAAAUGGUUAAUGAGCUAUUAACUGGACUAAUUUCCCAACAGAUGAGCCAUCAGUGUAAGCUAACUUAAACUUACCCUUUUCUAUCUUUUAUUUAGAAUUUUUAUCAUUUUACUAAAAUAUUUCACACAGAGUAAGAUCUAUAAGAGCCUUAUUAUUCCAAGAUUGAAACUUUCUUAAAUUUAUCUUUUGUUUAUCUUUUUUUUUAAUUUAUCUUUUUCUUGAUUAUUCUUCAGGCUGAUCACAUGAAGUCCAAUAUUGGUCAAUUUUACACCAUCCCACAGGACAUUUCUAGUAGAGUUCUCUCCUACUUCUUCACAAAGAGAUUUCAAACAGAGGUACAUAUAAAUCUGAGCUUUUUAUAUGUUUUUCCUGUUUUUUGCUUGCUCUUCUAGAUUAGAUGAAACCUUUGGACAAUUUCUUGGUUAUUUUUUUGUUUCAAGUUUGAAAUGGCAGGCAGCACAAGUUUGAUGAUAAGAAGCCCUGCUCUGGAGGUGAUACAGCAUCUGAAAGACUUACCAGAAAGGAGCCAUCCUCCACCAAAGUUUAUUUUCUGUAUCUUUUCACAACUCUUUUUGUAAACUGUAGUCCCUGUGAUAUGUGGUCUCUAUGAAUCAAAGUGUUAAUCCUUUAACUCCAAGAGGUGAUUAACAUGCAAAUUCUACCCAUAAUUUCCAUAUAUUAUCCAGCAAACUGGAGAUCAAAUUCUUGUAACUAGUUUACAAGAAAAUAUGUAGCAGCUAGAGGGGAGAAUUAAGAAUCAGAUCUUAGAUGAGAUUUUUGUUGUUGGCUUGUUAUCAGUUCUUUUCUUUAACUAUAUUAAAAUAGAUGGUGAUGAUGGACGUGGAAAAUCUUUAUCACUUAUUCAUGUUCUCCAUUAUUGUUUUUCUGCUGAAUGGUUCAUUCUUCCUGUACCAAGUGGUAAGAUUUGUGUUCUGGUAUGUAAUUAAUAUGUCACAAAAGGUGGUAUGGAUAAAUGUGUUUAUAUUCAUCAAAUAAGGGCUCUAAACUUUGAACAAUAGGAAAAAUGGCCUUUCAUUUGAUUGGCAGAGGAAUGGCCACAAAACAACAAUAUUAGUUUUAGUUGAUAAAGUCAAUAAAAUGUUAUUUUAAUUAUACUGAAGUAAAUAUUGUAGUUUAUUAAAAUAACUGAAAUUUUUUAAUGUCAACUUAAGUGAAUUGAUCGUUUAGUUUCCUAAUAGAGUUUUUUCCAAUUUAGCAGAAGUUCCACAGAAGUGGAACUUACUGAUAGUAAAAUGCUUAGAUAAAGCCAAACUUACUGACACAACAACCACAAAUAAAAACAUCAUUACUUUGUUAUUGAAUUUAUUACCAGGACAUGGAAAGAAUGGAGGGAACUUCCACUAAAUUGAAAAAUACUAAUUUUUACCUUCCACAAUCCUUUUUGUCUUUCUUUGAGCUCCUUUUUGGUUGUUUUAAUGAUAUAUUUUUCUUUUCAAGCAUAAAUGUCAUAGGAAUAAUUGAGGGUUGAACAGAUUGUAAUAAGUUUAAUCAAUCAUUCAUGCACCAUCAAAAUCCAGGUAAACCAAAAAAUUAAAAGCAAUCCUCUAAAAUUAGUUAGUUGCCAUUAAGUUGUCUCUAGCAUAAAAUAAUGUAUUUGUUCAUCAAGUAGAAGGUUCAAGUCUAAUUGCAAGCAUGAUUCUUAUUGCAGUAUUUAGCUGGGUGCAUGGACCAUCUGAAUUGCAAGUGUCAACAUAUCAUGCAGAUAGAUUUGACCAACCAAAGCUGGCGAAUUCCUGGCUUCAGAUGUGCAAAGCAAUCAAUGGCAGGGCCCUUGCUGAGGUAAAAUUGCAGAGAAAGGGGACAAGCACUUUUUCACUACCUUGGCCCAUGUUCUGAUUCCCACCCUUUACAGUAAUGAUGCAAAGAGAUUUACUUGUACCAUUUUGGGUGAUUUACUGGUAGCUGUUCUUGAGGAGAAAAAUCCUUCAUGCUUUUGGCAACAAUUGAUGUUUAAAUGACUUAGAGUAUCUAAAAAUCAUAUAUGUGAACUGUGGAUUAAGAAAUGAAUAUGAAAGUGAUCUUCACAGUAAUGAACACUACUUAUAAUAAGCAGUAGUGAAAAAAAGGCUUGAAAGAAAAAAAUUUUCUUAUUUUCUCUAAUGUUUAGGUAGUGUUCAUUACUGUGCAGAUCAUUUUCAUUUUCAAUUGAUGUUUGGUUUUUAAAAAUUUGGGCCUUUUACUCUAGUAAGGCGGUAUCUAGUCAGUGGAUGAAAAGUGAGGUCUUUGAAAAUGCAUAUACACUGAAGCAAGACUUCCUAAUCAUUUUACUGUCAAGAUCUAGAUAUGAAUUCUCAGCAAUGUCGGCCAUGCUUUUAUAGUAAUUUUAACUUUGAGAAUUUAGUGUUUGGUCAAAUGAUUCCCCUAGUUAUUAUUUUUCUUUCUUCACAUCACCUCUCUGCUUGAAAAUGUAUCAUUAUUGGUUGGAGAAAUUCCUUUUUGGUCACUUCUGGGAAUGAGAGGGUUAAAUCUUUUCAACAUGUCUAAGUUUUAUGGCUUCAUUUCUUUUUCAGGUCCAGUUAAACAAUCAGUAUCUUGUUGGCAAGAAAGAUGUGAUAGAAAAAGGAGAGCCACUCGGAAAAAUUGUAGAUACUGUAAGAAGACAUUUUUUUGUAUUAUCGAAACUAUAACAAAAUUCUCGAACGUAAUCUGUCAUCACCAGCCCGAUUUGAGCAUUAAUAGGACGGUGUACGCGUCUUGCCUCUAAUUGGACAGUGUAAUAGGACAGUCAAAGGGACAGUGAACACGUCAUGCUUGUAUAAAUGGACAGAACGCGCUGUUUUCUCGCAUUUCGCCGAGUUAACUGUCUUUUUUUUUAAUGAAAACGUACAACCGAUGUUUAAUUUCCUUCUCAGAUUCUGCCUAGUUUUGAUUAAUUGGUAACAGGAGUUCGUUUCGUCCAAUUCUGUCGAAUCCCGUCGAAGCCUGAAUUCUCUUUGUUUCUUUCCUCCAUUGCUUAAACUGCAUGUCAUUUGCGAGGAUCAUGGCUUUAUUUUAUUUUCUAUCCGUAAGCCAAAUUGAAGUUGUUUCAUUAAACAGAAAAGGUUGGUCCCUUCUGUUAAGCACAGAAAAUUACCUUUGCGUCUUGUGGGACUCUAGGUAUAAAAAUUGGGUUAAAAAAAUCACUGGGGGAAGAUCCGCCAGUUUUAGCUGGGGCACUGUAUGUCAUGUCACGCCUUUAGACCAAUUGUGCGCAAAUAAAGAUAUUCGAUGGAUUAUGAAGCUAAGUCUUUUUACAUCUCAGGGUCUUAGGAGAGCAAAUUUUACCUCUGAUGCUGUAGGCAUAUUACUGAAAGAAAUAAGGAGUAACCCCAGGUUGGUGUGUUGACUAAUUUUUACGCCUCGUCUACUGUAAGCUAGUGUACAUGUACCUCGGAGAUAACACGCUAGAGUCGAUGAAUAGGUCACGAAGUUUGUUCUCUCAUGUGUCAUAUGGUACCGAUAUAACGCGGGAAAGAAAAAGCUUGUAGAAUCGACAUUUUCUUCUUCCCCUUUCAGUUUGCGAGUGCUAUUUGCUGUGAACGAGUUCAAUGGAUUUUUCUUAAAAACCACCCUCAAGGAUGUCAAACAAAAAUGGGUAAGGCAGUUUAACCCUUUACACCCUAACAUCAAAAUUUAUAUUCUCCAUACUGUUCUCUGUACAUUUACUAAUGCGCAGACAAGGAGAAUUUGUCUAACAAUCAAGAGUCCUUUAGUGGGUGAUCAUUUCCUUUAUUCUCACGACAUUAAUAUGUGAUUCAGUGGUGAUAUUGUAAGGAGAAAUUAGAUGCUAGUCACUCUUAGGGGUUAAAGGGUUAACAGAUAAGUACAGAUGUGGUAUGAACUCUGUCUAAUCCUUGGAUACUUCGUCGAGUAACAGCUAGAAACAUGGAGAUCUCAGAACACCAAGCCCAACCCUUCACUGACUAAACAGAAGCACUGUGCAGUAAUCUCUUGCCCUCUGCGCUUUGAUGAUGAUUCCCUGUGGUCGUUUUUUUCCGCCUUUUACUGAGUAUUAGGUGGUUUGGGUAAAUUUCGACAAAUUUUCACAAUACUGGUGAACUUACACCGAAAUUGAUCCUUGCCCACUAUGAAAGAAAGAAAAUUUCUCCUCUUUGGGCGGAGACAAAAGUAACUGCUGAAAAUUUGCCCACGUUAAGUUUGAUUUGCUCUACUCCUCGAUGUUCAUCGAUGUCAUCUGUUUGACUGCAUUUAUAUGGUCCCACAGUACUUUUUAAGGUCUCCCUUAACGGGAAGGAGUUCGUGGAAGAUUAUCUUUAAAUUUAUUUUCCCUUUUUUUGUGCUAGAUAAAACCCAAGAGGCUGAGUUUGGUACAUCACUUUACAGAACUCCUUCAUCCUACUGAAGGACUGGUAAGCAAUAAGAAAUGGAAUCUGCAGUUUUUGUCAGUGAUUUUGCCAUUUGCUCACGCGCAGAACGCUGGUUUCAUCAAAUCCAAAUUUGUGCAGCCAUGCGACCACGCAUUUGGUGCACAAACUUAAGACGGUUACCCAUCGACAAACGAACGGUUUCGCCAAAUGCGUAUGGGACAACUCCCUUGGGCAGACGAUCGUCGAUAGCUUUUUUAUUUUUUCGCCAAAGAGAAACGAAAUUGUAUGUAGUAAAAUUUAACAAUCUGACGAACGGUGUAACGCUUGUGGUAGCAUGUAAGUAAGAACACACUCAAAAAGUAUCAAUGAACAGAACAUAAACAUUUUUGUUCAUUUUUUCUUUCCCUUCAGAAAAAUGGAGCUAUGGUGUUCGCGUUAUCACGCACAGGAAUGUUGAGAAGUGACAUCAAGUCUUAUGAGAUACCAGACCUCAUUGGACAGGUGAGAAGGAGACACACCUUUGACCCUUUAACUCCUUUUAAGAUCUCAUAAGUAAUUCUCCUUACUGUCUGCUAUAUAGUUCUUUAAAUGUUAGUUCAGAGAAUUUAGUAUUGGAUCAACUUUUAACCCCAGACUGAUAUUUUUCUUUAUUCUCAUCACUUAUCUAGUUGAUAUUGUAUUGAUAUUGUAAGGAGAAAUUCCGUCUCGGUCACUCAUGGGAGUUAGAGGGUUUAUGAUCAACCCAUUGCACCAUUAUUGACCGUUGUAUUUCCACGGGCCCGCUGUGUUUUCUUAGGUCAUUUCCGAACUACCUUCGGCUUCUGUUUCAAAGUCGAGUGUUUUCAUUCACAUGCAAAUUUAACUCACUUUCACACAAAUGGUUGAGCACCAGGCCUAGUUUUGAAAAAAAGGGGCCAGAGGUAAUUCGGAAAUGGCCUAAGGAAAAACAGCGGGCCUUAGGAAACACAGCGGUCAAACGUUGGGCGUGCGUCUCGCUGCUUUUCAAUUGAUGGGACCAAACUUGUACCUGAGCAUUAGAUAAUCGUUGCAAAAUUAUAACGGAUGUUGUUCCUAUCAACAUAAAGAAAAAAAAAUUGAUCCUUGCGCAUGGGGAAUAUCGCACUUUGCAAUCAGGGUGCUCCCUAAUAGACACCUUUGAGCUUCUUUUUUUUUUUUAGAUGUGGUGCUUAUUCGGGGGCGGCGAAUAUUAAUAUUUUUGCUCGCACAUGCGGCGCGUUAUCGAGAGCGGCGCAUCGAGUAAUUACGCCAUAUACUUUUGACAUAAUUUUGAGAUAACAUAUACCACAGCCUUGAAAAUUCUCGACUUAUCCGAUGAUUAUUAAUAAUAAUUAAGAUAUUCUAAAUAUUUAUCGAAGGCAUCAUGUGUUCUUCUAUCCAACAUAGAGAGGUUUAACAGCAGUCCAGGAUUCCAUUAACAUCGAGGUUCCCCGUUACUCUGGAGAAGAACUUGAGUCUUGUCUUCAGUUUUACAAGGAGAGAGGAAUUCUAACAAAAGGUAAAAUUGCUUAGUAGAAGAAAAAUUGGAAUUUUUUAUUCUCCACUCGAAAUUAAAAGGCUAGGAGAAGAAACGCACACUGUACCUAUUAUUUUUUCUUUUAAUGAACUCAACUCACAUUUUAAUGCAUAUGUUUUACAACUUGUAAGGUCCCAGGUAAAUAAUCUCUGUUUGGCUUUUUAUUUCUUUUCGCUUUUUGGCUUUUUGCAUUUUGUUACGUGUGUCUUCUUCAUUCAAUGAACGCCCCCAAAAAAAUUUAGCAAUAUUGUUGAAGAAAGACUUUGUAUUUCUUGAGUAUCUCGACUAAUUAUCGAUACUGUCUCUUAGACAGCUGUGCAUUAGAAAUUUCUUUUUUUUUCCUUUUAUUUCAGAAUUAAACUCUCAGCUCAUAAAGGAGAUCGCCUUUCUCACUGCUUACGAGCCACCGAUUGUAAGUCACUUGUGUAGGAGAUUCUGAACAUUUAAAUGAACAUUUUUCCAUAAGUAACUAAAGCAAAUUGUAAAUAAUAAAACAAAGCUUGAAACUUCAAUACUGUUUGGUAUAUUUUGACGUCAAACUUAUAUAAUGUAUUAUAUACCUUCCUUUAAAAAAAAAUUAUAACAAGCAACACUUUUGGUGCCUGAAAGGCUCAUUUACUAGCAAGACUGAAAUCUUCAGAAACCUUUGAAGAUACCUCGGAAAUAUUCGCAUAACUUCGGGGUAGUUUACGGCUUGCUUUCGUAAAUCUUCGGAAAUUGUUGCCGUAGUUUUCGCAUCGUUGAUGAAAGAACACAAAGUGACGAGAAAAGCUGCGACGUGACUCUUUAUCGUAAAAAAGGGAACCAAAAGUGUUCCGUUGCCUGAAUUUACGGGAAGUUAUUUGAAUUAAAUAUCAUGUUGCUGAAUUAUAGAUGAUUUUCGACUAAUUCGAAGCAAGGCGGUUUUUUUUUUUGAGAAACUACCGCGCUGUCGCAACCGGGUGAACGAAUAUCCAAAAAGAUGACUGAGCAGUUGAGGGUUUUCUCUUGAUAAGCUAAUCGUAUUGUGAAAGGACAGAAGCUGUCACCUCAACUAUAUGUGUCCAUCAUAUUCCCUCUUCUCCUUUUAUCACUGGUUACACAAGGCGCCAAGUAUUCCCAGAAAAAAACCGUAUUACAUUUACCCUUCAGUUUUUUGGUGACGUGACUGAACAUCUGCUUGCAAAAUGACUUUCAAAGGACAAAUGCUAAAUUGCGAUCAGGAGGAAUUGAGAAAUCCUUGACGCUCGUUUGUUAGGUUGUCUACCUAUAUGUAUAGGGUUAGGGUUAGGGCAAGGGUUAGGAUUUGUGAUCCAAAUUGUUUUCUGUUGAGUACAACAAACAGACAAAUCCAAAACACAAGCAAAAGCCGCAGAGAGGGAGUUUGGAGGGGGGGGGGAAUGAGUCAACCAUCAUGGGAUCAUAGUGAAAUUUUGGACGAUCCGUCCCUCGUUCUCUCCGGUUUCUCUUAUUAAUUUCCUGUAGUUUCACUAUCUUUAAAACCAGCGGAUCCAAGUUGUGGGGGAGGUCGGGUAAAAUUUCUUUGAUUGAUUGUUGUUUGGUAUUUAGGUGGAAGGGGGCAGCCGUCAAAUACACAACAGAAUAAAAAUUUUUGCUCGCCACUUAGUACCUAUUAUUUUAUUCUUAUCAUCUUAAAAUGUAAUUUUCUAAACUUUAAACAUCUAAAUUUUUUUUAAUUUUGAUAUUGUUAUCUUUAAAAUGAAAAUUCUCAACAUUAUUUGUUUUAAGAUUCGCAAAGCAACUGACGCACUCCUUCUAAAUGCCUUUAUUAAAUGCUUUUGCACCAAGGUUUAGGAGAAUAGUUUAGCAAUCAUCACUUGAGAUUGUUUGAGUUUUCACUUAGAAAAAAAAAACAAGAAUAUACUUCUAUUGAAGCAUAUUUCGUAAUCAUCCGGUCUUUUGCAGGUGUUUUUUCAUUGAUUUUUUCCCUCUAGCUUGAAUGAGUGUCGAUAACUCCUAACAAAGAUGUUCCUGGGGCGAAUUGCACACCAUAAUAAACCUAUUUUGUGGGCAGAGUUCUCAUAAGUCCAAUUACAGCCGCGAACGAUGGCAGUUAUAGACAGCACAGACCAUUUUUAUGUUAAAUUCAUCGAGCCGAAGCGAGCUGUAAACAAAAAUUUUGUUUUGAUUGCUGGUAUUGUUUAUUUGGUUUAAAUAGAUCUCGUGGUUUGUACGAAUUUUUGUGGUAUAUAAUUUUAUUUCUUAAAAUACUGCUUGUUGAACGGUUCUCGGAAAUUCUGUUUUGAAUUUUAAAGAAUAUAAACCAUUGGGCGCCAAAAUUCCUUAUUAUAGAGAGUUUUAAUCAUACAAGUCCCGAGGCAGUCUUUUGAGAUGUUAAUAAUGCUGUAAAUUAUUUUCCUUCGGUUCAUUUACAUCUUGAUAAGGCGAUGAAGUGAAUGUGGGAAAGAUUUCACACGCAUUGAUGUUGGAAAGGCUCUUUCGAACAGUAAAUAAAGGUGAAAAGGAAAAUCUUAGAUUUAGAUGAAAUUUUAAUCAGGCAUUAAUUCAAGCGUAAAAACAGACAGAUUGAGCUUCUCAACGCUUUAUGCAUGCUAUUUAAUUAAACAGCGACGUUGGUAGCCCGGCUGAAAUCGAUCAAAAACCAAUCUUUGUUGACCAUUGGCCAUCCAGCUUACCACAUCUCAUUUUAUCAGGGAAGAUAUCUUCGGAUAGUUUUAUCGCUGACGGUUUCGAAGGAAACUCAAAGAAGACAGGUAAGUAGAAUUGUUCCAGACUUUUAAAGGCAGCAAAUCGCGUGUAUGAACUAAUAACUUUAUGAACGUUCGUUUCUUGGCCACAGACGCAUAAACAGUUGGGGUUCCGCAGAGAAACGACCGCAAAAAACGAUGCUUCCCCACAGUUUAACACUUCGACAUUGCUUCCUGUCGAUUUUCACGUUUAAAGUAAUAUUGGUGACAAUGAAAUAUCAAAGUAAGUAUAUCGUAGACGUAAGUAAGGUGCUUUGGUACAGUACAUCACAAAAUAUAGAAAACCUAUGUACAUUCCUUGUUUGUAUGCUAAGUAUGGCAAGUGCAAAUUUCUAAUCAAGUGAAUGCUUCUAAGUCUAAGUUUUCUAUCCAGUUUUACUAAAAGUUUAGAAACUUAAAAAUGUGGUUUCAAGGAAUCAUUGAAUUUGACCUGUCUCAUUUGCCAUAUUACAGUUUACGUGUUUCUAGUUUUAUUGUUCAUUCUUUCGCCUUUGUCUUCACAGUUGUAAAUGUAAGAAAGCGGUUCCAUUUUAGAAACACAAAGCUGAGCUUCUUUGGUGACUAAUUCUUUCGAAAGAUGUAACAGAGUUAGGCUCUCCUUCUGCGACAUCGCCAGAUAGUAUGUCACUAAUUUGCAUACUUUCCGCAAUCUUGCAUGAUAUUUUGAUACUUGGUUACAAAAUCCUGAGGUUCAGAACGAAAUUUUGGGACAACAGAGGGGUCUUAAACAACAGAGAAUGGUAUGGUUCUGUUCACCCAGAUAUUUACGGAUGAGAUCAUGCAAAUUCAAGAGUAAACUGCAACGGUUACCUGUCUAACUAUUGGCUCGAGCUGAACCUUAAAACAGAUUGGCUAGCUACGACUAAAACAAGAAAAAUUUUAUAAGCGACAAAAGACAAAUUUUCUUUGCGUCAACUACCGAGUGAAAUAGGAACUUGUUAAAACGAGCCGUGACUUGGUUAAUCCUACAUGCGAAUAAACAGCUUAAACUUGGCUCUAGUUGAUGUUGUGAUAUUUUUUAAUGAUAUUCACUUCGAUUCUUCAUGAUCAGCUCGACUUCGUGUGAAUAGAGCAGCUUGCAGUCUUCUUCAUUUAAAGAGCUGCAAUAUUGUGAUUCCUCUGUGAAUGCAACAGAUUCGUUUUAAAAAUCACUAUAGAAACGCAAUAUGUAGGUUACUGUCGGCGUGCUCAAGUGUUGAACGUUUUCCUAAUUACUGGAGACCUUCCCAGCCAAAUGAUGUCUUAUUUCGCGAAAUCCACCGAACCCUCGUGGUCAAAUUUUUUCUUUAUCUUUUUCACUUUCUUUUAUGUUCUCAGCUACUUACACAGCAUGGACACGAUUUUAGCCGUGUUUUUAAUCGUCUUGCGGUGCCCCUUUGAGAGUCAGGGUCAAUCUGAACUUUCCCGAUCAGAUUAGCAAACAAAGUGGAGUUGCUAGGAGACUAGAAUCUUUCAAAGUAUUUGGCCCGUAGAUGUUUUUUAUUUUCUUCUGUGAAUUAAAUCAAAACCUGAAGAAAUUAGUUUCGUGCCGUUUAAUGUUUCCUUUUAUGAUGCAAAUCGUUGUAAGCGCAUGAGGGUUCAAAAUUCUGCGAUCUUCGAAAGAAACUACGGAAAUGCAUCAUAAGUUAGGUUUUUCAUUGGAAUUUUCAGGUGAUCUUAGAAAAAGCAUUUGUCAUAAACGAAACAAAAGCCGCUGCGAUUUUUGUUGGGGUAAUUUGUUUUCAGUGCAUGCUUAAUAAUUGCUAGUUUUCUGCGUGACGACGUGAUCGUUUUGGAGUACUCACACGCAAAGCUGCUUUUGGUUCCAAAACCCCGUUCAUUGACACUGGGUUUGUUUGCUCAUACAAAUUGUAAAUUGGACCAAUAUGGAGAUAUGGAAUCAAGUCACUGAUGAAAAGGCUUGUUGGAAAAUCUCCCAUCCGCUCAACACAGCAACUCACGUUGAAUAUUAAUUAAUGUGACAAAAUAAGAGGGGCGUUUUUAAUUGCUGUAGACUACACGGAACAAUUGAAGAAAAUUUGGGUCGAAUGAGAUGAUUCAUGCAAGAACAAGUUUGCGGGGUAAAGCAAUCAGCAGUUCCCAUAAGUGUGUGGGUAAAAAUUAUUUGUUUACGAGAAACUGAAAGGGGAAAUCAUAUGCAAACAAAUUGUACAUCUCUUGUCGAUGUAGAUCUCAUUAAGUUCCCCAGCUGCUGAGAGAAGGUGGAUCAGAUUGACAAUUUAUGAUAAAUUGCUUUCCAAAAUUAGUUUUUUCUAAGAUUUUAAUCCACAAAACAGAUUAGUUCGUGAAGUGAUGUUUGUUUGAGUCGUGUAGAAUCACAGAAUUAUCGAUCAUCUCGAAAGCAUGUUGAAUUGCUUCUCAGGCAAUGGAAUCAAAAUCUGAAGAAAGAUUGCAGAGGUUUAUUUUUCAAACUAUCUCAGUAUGUUAUCUUGCACUUAGUCUUGAAGAGGGAAGAGCCAAAGAUCCAAAUACUUACCACUCAUCAGUGACAAAGAUCGAAGAUUGACAAAUAUAUACCCCGAAAAUAGCUUUUUUAGAACUUUUUUUUUUUAUCACUGUGCUUGUGCGACCAUUAUGUUAUGAAUUUCCCUCGUGUUCCUGAUUAUUCAAGUAUACUUCCGUUAAAUGCUAUCUAUUAUCAAAAACUGUGCCCUUCUUUCAUGAAAAAGUUGCGUGUCUGCAGCUGUUUUGAAAGAUUAAAUUUAAAAUCACAUUGACAUUUUUCAUAAGAGGACUUUUAAUGUUGCAUUCUACCAUAAAGUAACUCCACGUUUAAUUAGAUCAACUGACAAAUUGGGCAAAAAAAGCGUUCUUCCCUCUGGCAUUUAUUGCACUUACUAAAACAACAAUGAAAAAACAUUCACUUCAGCUAAUUUUGCUUUGUUCGCAAGCUCAGUUGUUCUUACUUUCUCUUUGUAGGUUGUCAUGCUCAAAUAAACAGAACAAAAAUUGAGCAAAGUCUGAUAAAGGCUCUCUUUAAGAAUUAUGAUUCGGAAGGAAGACCAGUUUUGAACCUGUCAACACCAGUUGUAGUCAAGUUUGGAUUGGCCUACAGUAAUCUUCAAAGUUUGGUAAGUGUGGCAAGUUGUAGAUUGUUCGGGUUUAGUUUUGAAUUUGCUGCGCUUUUCUCUUUCGUUUUCAUCAUUUGAGUCUUUUCAUUUUGAGACUUUCUAGAAUUAAUAUUACGCCUCAGUUCCUCUGUUCCGCGGAAACCGUGAUCCAUUCCAUUCUAUUUACUUUCAUCCUACGAAAAUCUCAUCUCUCUCGCAAUCUACAAUGUGGAGUCUUUCCGCUGCCCCUUAUUUCCAUUCUAUUUCGUGUUUUUGGAUGACAAUGUUUUUUCGUUUUUUGUUUUUUGUUUACAGUUUCGUUAAUGUUAUCAAGGUCAUCAUAACAUCUUGUUUCUCUCAAGUGUUAAAUUCAUGGUAACUGCGCUUUUCGAUUAUUUCGCUACCAACUGCUGUGUUUGUAAUCCAUCCUUUUGACAAAAUAAACAAAACAACUUCUGAUAAUUGAAAAAGCUCUUUUGUGGAAUUGUAACUUGAGUAUAUGUAUAAACAGCUUGUUGUAAACCAAUUCCCCUGUGGGUGCCGGUAUAGUCACGAUAUAAUUUGGAAAAAAUUGCCGAAGACAGAACUUUAGGCACUCAAGCAUAAGAGCUAUCGUAUUUUGCGCUAGCAAUAACAUCUGUAUUGGUGCAAGGACUAAACGUCUUUUUCGAAUUGUCUUUUUUUUACUUAAUGUAGCUUACACGUCCUUGUAGCUUUGUUAAUUAGUCUUCAAAUGCGUGCUCCCCUGUUGAAAAUUGGAUUUUGGACGCGAUUUGUACCUUUAUUUUAUCGGAUUACGUAAUCGAACACGUGGCUUUUGAGAUCGGAAUCUCGUGCCUCGUGCGGCAUGCGCCUUUCUUGUAUCAUUUGCAUAAAAUAGAGGAAAAGUCGGACAACUGUUAAACUCUCUACCUCACAUAAGGAUAAAGUCUUUGAAAGUUCUGGGAAUAGUUUCGUUUCACAUGCUCUCUUUGUUUCUUAUGUUCAGGUUUGAUUUCUGCGUCUGUUCUUGUCCAGUGUAGGUACAGCGUGUUUCAAUCACAAUUGUCCUUUACCACUUGGCUUUGCCUCGCAUCGUUUCACUUUUUUAAAUCGUUUGGUUUGUGUAGUCGAUGAAAUAAAUUAGGCGCGUAUAGACACAAAACUACAACGUGUUUCCAGUAGAACUAACGAUCGUCAUAUGGGAGAGAUAGAAAAACAGACUUCACAUACUGAAGAUGUUUCUAGGCUGAAGCCAACGAUAAGCGAGCAGUAUGACAGGUCCUUUAAUGGCCUUUAAUGCUCCGCGAAAAAAUCGUUUUUUUUAAUCUAAAAAUUAUAUUAUAAAAAAUCGAUACCUGUAGGUAGGGUCAGAUAUAAUAUGCUCGAAAAUUCGAGUAUUAUGCUUCGGAGCUUUUUCUGAAAACACAACGUUAUGCCAAAAUUGCAUUAUGCUCCAUUAAUUAACUCAAUCGAGAGAUUUUUAGAGCGCUUCAACCCCCUUAUCUUCCUCCCUGCCACCGACAGGUAAAACCUACUAGAGAUGAAAGACUUACUGCACUUCAAAGGCAACACACACAUACGGCAUUUGAGAGGUAUAUGCCGAAAACGACCUGCAAUUUUCAUAAUUGAUAAAGUACUAGAAAUGCAGGUGAACGCGUUUAUGUGCAUGUUUUUUUAGUCAUUUUGCCGGCACUAUGCUCGAUUCUGUGACUAUAGCAUCAUGCCCAAAAUUAUGCCGGCUUAAUCUAUCUGAGCCUACCCGUAGAUAUCCUGAAAAUCGGUGCGCUGUGCUCCAUGCGCACCGAGCCCCCAUCGAGGAGGGAGAUCUGAUGACCAAGCAGAAGAACAAAGUAUUUCUGUGUUCACGUUUGUACCUGAGUUAAACUGACAUAUCGAUUUUUGGUCUUUAGGAUGAAAAGAAUCAAGUUUUGACAAGUAACGUUUGGAUAAGACAGGUAAAGUAAAAACGUUUACAUAUACCCUCUUGAGAGGCGGACAGGCACUCUCUUGCCCAAGAAUACACAUGUGAAUUGCUCGAUUGUAGUAUAGCGCGCUCUAACCACGGAGAUUAAUCUUCUACAAUGUCUACCGCAAUAAGCAUUGUUAACGUUAUGUAAACAGUUCUGUUAUCUUGACCCUUCUUAAGUGUAGUUUUUGAUAGUGUUUUACAAGUAUUUCAAAGUAUAAAUGAAGCAGUUGUUUUUGUUCCUGUUCUUUGCAGCAAUGGCACGAUCCUUGGCUGUCCUGGAACGCAUCAAAAUACAAUGGUCUCAGCUCUAUUAACAUAAGUCCCAACUUGGUGUGGAAACCCGAUAUUGUUCUGCAUAACAAGUGAGUUGUAAUUCAGAGCUUUCCCACCUUUAACAGUUUUCCCCAAACUCCCCUGUCGGGUCUCCGCGUCAAAGACGGCAAGAGGAAAGGAAAAAGCCCCCAAAAUUCUUGAAAUAAAAUAUUAGGAUCAGAUAGGUGGGUUCCAAUAUGAACCGUUCGUUCAUCCUUAAAGAGCAAUUUUAGUUGAGUAUCCAAAGAUAUCCAUGUUUGCAUCGGUUUACUUCGCCACGCUCUUUGAUUGGUCCAGAAAAUCGCGCCACCCCCUCAACCAGUCAGAUCAAAGGGAAAACCAGUAGCACACAAGCGUAUUCCCGACACCGCUGAUUGGCGGUUAUUACUACACAGCUUUACCUUGGGUUGUAUUUACGCUACGCAAAUCAAAAGCGCUCCAUUACAUUAUGCAUCUGAGCAAUUUCCAAACAGGAUCUUUAGUUAUAUAGGAACCGAAAUUGCUCACAGCGUCUUGCAUUUCUGUCCAAAGUGUCAAUGAAGAAGGAGACCAUGGCGAGCAGUAUCUGUUCGACACAAAGAUCAUCGUCAGCAGUGACGGUACAGCCACGUGGUUGUCCCCAAAUCUCAUCAAAAGUUCGUGCAAAAUCAACGUCAAGUAUUUCCCUUGGGACAUACAGACAUGUUACCUCAAAUUCGGCUCAUGGACUUUCAAUGGCUUCAAACUUGACCUGGAUUUCUACGGAGAAAAACCUGGUGCGGACUUGAGUACUUUCACACUAAAUGGUGAGUGGGAUCUGUUGUCAGCGGACGCGACGAGGAACGUGGUUUAUUAUGGAUGCUGCGUGGAACCUUAUCCAGACCUCACGUUCGAGAUAAAAAUAAAGCGGCGUACCUUGUUCUACGUGAACAACUUGAUUGUGCCGUGCAUCGUCCUAGCCCUUCUCACAGCAACAGCGUUCCUCUUUCCGCCUCAAACGGGCGAGAGAAUAUCUCUUAUGAUCACCAUUCUACUUGGUAUGACUGUUUUUAUGAUCGUAGUGAUUGAAGCCAUACCGUCUACGUCAGAGGUGACUCCUCUUAUAAGUACCUACUUCUCUGUAGUCAUGAUCGAGAUUUCCCUGGGUCUCCUGUGCACCUGCAUUAGUCUCAACAUAGAGCAUCAACAUCCUAAAAUGGAACUCACAGGAUGGACACGGUACAUCUUGUUCGAGGUACUGGGUCCUAUUCUGUGCAGCAACUCUUUAAAGAGACUGAAGAGGAAACAGCUUAAAAAUAAAGUAAAAAAUGAACCAAUCGAAUGUUACGUGAAAGAGAACCGCAUCGUCCCCGACGAUGACAAAAUCGUCGUUACGAACAUAAAGUCGCAAGAGGAUGUGAAAAACACUGUUAACGUGGAAGAGAAGGAGGUUAAAGUGGCGGGUAUGGAAAAAGUCUCCAAGUUCAUAGAUCGGGCUUUGUCUGAAGAUAAGCGCAAACUAGAAUGGCAUGUUGUUGUAAACGUUAUUGACAAUUUCUUUUUUUUUCUGUUUCUUCUGACCAUCGUUAUUUCUUCGCUGGUGGUACUCAUACAACCGAAGCCAGAGAGCUGAAAAUUUGUUGGUCAUUGCCUAGACGUAAUAUAUAGAACAAGCGUCAUUUAUUUAAGUUUUCUGGGCGGGCAGAUGGAGGCAAGUGCAGGGCUUGUGCGAGGAAAGCCCGACGAGUGAGUCACGCAAUGAAGACCGCUCAUCCCUCGCGCAUAACUCGCGUUUGACACGCGCAUGAAUUUCGCACUGAGCUCACUCCACUCGCCCGAAGAAUCGCGAGAGAAUAACAUUUUUUACGAAGGUUAUUCUUGAUAACGUACAUUAAGGGAUUACUUGUGCAUUAAGACUUUUCAAUGAAUGCUAUUUGGGAAGAGAACUCGGUGGAUUGUCAUUCCCGUAAACGUGAAUUUUAGUCAAUUCGCAGUCUUCCGAAAUCUUGAGACCACAUAAUUGCAGGAAAGAGUUGCAGUGACCUCAAGCCAUAAGUUAGUCUUAAAGGACCCUGGCUUGCAAAACAGCGGUAUAUUUUAACAUUUUACAAUGGAGCAGAGGCACCCGCGAGGCAAGCACGCAAGAGGAGGGACGCGACCUCGCGUGACACUAGCACUCUAAAGUCGCCUUACGCUUGCUUCCGCUCUCCUGAAAGAACGCGUAAAAGAUAAGCCGCCCUAAAGGAUCUUAAAAGGACCCCUUCGAUUUAAAAAAAGAAUACUAAGUUUCGUUCUACAUGUCUCAGGGCGUAAAUCAUCCGCAAUUGUAACUGUCAAAAUUAUUGUAAUAUUUUCCAGUCUUUCGCAUACUCCUCAAAACAUAGGGGAAAAGUUUUGUAGCAAACACCUUUUGACUAAGAAUGCAAUAACCUUAAGAUCAAUCUGCAUCUCACUGAUAUUUUAAGAGAGGCUGGUGUUCAUAAAAAUGGGAAGAAGUACUAGUGUAAAAAAGAGGAUUAAGACGUUUCAUUGUAACUGUGGUGUUCAUAGCCGAACAGAUUGCAAAUUAAAUUAUUCAUAUAGCGUAAACUAUUUGUGGAAAGCGUGACGCUUUUGUAGACAAUACUUUAUAAAUUACGGGAGGCUCUCAGCGCCAACGAUGCAAUUUUUCGGGCACCUGUUGGUUUCUAGUACUAGAUUUUAAACAAUGAAGGGAGGCUCUCAGCACCAACGAUGCAAUUUUCUCCGGCACCUGUUGGUCUAGUACUAGAUUUUAAAUAAUAACGCAGGUUUCGGAAAGCACCAUGAAAAAGUCGG